Messenger RNA from Knipowitschia caucasica, 876 nucleotides. NCBI's taxonomy places the organism in Eukaryota, Metazoa, Chordata, Actinopteri, Gobiiformes, Gobiidae. The record is from the annotation of a GenBank genome assembly.
AUGCGUCCUUCACCCCGUGCUCGUGCGUCCCCGUCUGCUUCGGGCUCUUCGCCUGGCUCUCUGGACGACCUGUUCGUUCCCCCCUCGCCUGUGCCCGACCGGUCCCGGAAGAGCGCGCGCCUGGCGUCCCAGGAUGCUGGAUCCGUCCUCACCUUCCUCACGGCCCGUGGUGUCGUGCCUGGUCCGGAUGCUACCCCGCUGCAGCUCCAGCGCCUCGUGGAGCAGCUGUCAGCUGAUUCCGCCUCCCCCCCCCCAGCUCCGGACUCCCCUCCUCGCAAGCGCCGUCGUAAGACCGCACCCGGGACUCGCAGAUUCAAGAUGGCGGCUGUUGGCUCCACAAACAUCUCAUGGAGGCUGCGAGAGUUCGAGGCGCACACCAGCAGCGUGUCGUGUCUCUCUCUAGGGAAACGUUCCGGUCGUCUCCUGGCCACCGGAGGAGAGGACUGCAGGGUGAACAUCUGGGCGGUCAGGAAAGCCAACUUAAUCAUGAGUUUGACGGGAAGCAAGAGUCCGGUGGAGUGUGUGCAGUUGAACACCACGGAGGAUAAGGUGGUGGUCGGGUCCAAGUCCGGAUCCAUUAAUAUAUGGGACCUGGAGAGCGCCAAACUUUCACGCACUUUAAUGGGACACAAAGCAAACAUCACCAGUCUGGGCUGUCACCCGUUCUCAGACAACUACCUGGCCUCUAGUUCUUUAGACGCCAACAUUAUGCUUUGGGACGUCCGGAAGAAAGGGUACAUUUUCAGAUAUCAGGGUCACUCUGACACUGUGAGGAGUCUGGCCUUCAGUCCUGAUGGGAGGUGGUUGGCUUCAGCGGGUGACAACUGUGUAGUGCAGUGGCUCAGAGAGCUUAAGAAUGAUGGAGAAAAAUGUUAA